AUGGACAACCCACGCGUGGUGGACCUUCGAUCGGACACGCUGACCAAGCCGACCCCCGAGAUGCGCCGGGCAAUGAUGGACGCCGCCGUCGGCGACGACGGCUUCAAGGAGGACCCCACCGUCAACGAGUUGGAGCGCGCAGUGGCCGAACUGCUGGGCAAGGAGGCGGCCUUGUUCAUGCCGAGCGGAACCAUGGGUAACCUGGCCUCUGUGAUGGCCCAUUGUGACCAGAGAGGCCAGGAAAUACUGGUCGGGGACUCCUCACACAUCUUUCUCAAUGAGCAAGGUGCAGCGGCGCAAGUGGCCUCGGUGCACAGCUGGGCCGUUCCGACACAGAAGGACGGCCGACUACUCAUCCAAGACCUGGAGUCGCGCGUCAGGUACUGCGACAUACCCUGCCCCAGGACGGCACUGCUAUGCCUCGAGAACACGCACAACCUGAGCGGCGGCACCGUCCUGCCCAUCGACUACUUGGAACAGGCUUCGAGAUUCGCGAAGAGUCACAAGAUCCCGCUGCACGUGGACGGCGCGAGGGUCUUGAACGCGGCGACGUACCUGGACCUGCCGGCGAAGGACAUACUGAGGGGUUGCGAUUCCGUCAUGCUGUGCAUUUCAAAGGCCCUCGCCUGUCCUGUGGGAUCCUUGGUGGCUGGGACGAAGGACUUCAUACACAAGCUGGUACGCACGCGCAGGUGUUUGGGCGGAGCCAUGUGCCAGUCGGGGAUCCUGGCGGCAGCGGGUCUCGUCUCGCUCAAGACCAUCUUGCCUCGGCUGCACGAGGACCACGACAACGCGCAGAGGCUAGCGAGAGGGGUCAGCCUUCGAGACAACCCGUACGUCGGCGUGGACCUUGAGACGGUGCAGACAAACGUCGCCGUCUACGACUUCCACGACCCCUGCCGGCUGUCGCCGCUAGCAUUCUGCGAGCGCCUCAACAAGGUGACGCAGAGGGAGUACGAAGACCUCCAACAAGCCGUCACAGUGAAGAUGCGCGCCGUGAGCCCGACCAAGGCCCGAGCCGUGCUGCACAACGACGUCGGCGUGGAUGACGUGGACGCGGCCGUGCUCAAGAUACGCUACGUCGUCGAGGAACUUACGACGUAGCGUAUCUAUAAACACAUCAGGUCGUAUCUGACACAAUGCAAC
Rhipicephalus sanguineus (brown dog tick) is the source of this 1146-nucleotide messenger RNA. RefSeq lists its product as uncharacterized. Gene Ontology annotation, biological process: glycine biosynthetic process; L-threonine catabolic process. NCBI's taxonomy places the organism in Eukaryota, Metazoa, Arthropoda, Arachnida, Ixodida, Ixodidae. The coding region runs from base 1 to 1104 and encodes 367 amino acids. Gene Ontology annotation, molecular function: L-allo-threonine aldolase activity. Gene Ontology annotation, cellular component: cytosol. The record is from RefSeq and is a predicted model, not a curated record. The transcript is spliced from 9 exons.